UGCUGCCCAGUUUAGCAGAAAGUUAUAUUUUGUUCGCGUCGCUUGCGCUGUGCCUGCGUCGUGCGUAAUGUUCGCGUGAGGAUGCGCGUGCUAAGAUCCGCCACCUGAAACGCGCUAUAAAACAUCAGCGCGAGCUGGAUGUCUCUGUCAUAUCAGGAGUUUAUUCCAUCUUAUUGACCCUCAGGAUGAUUCGCCUUCGUUUCAAACCAUUAUCUUAAGUUACUUCAACCAUUAUCAUCAGCUGGAUGUGUAUUUUGAAACCAAAAACAGCAUCUUCGUGUUGAGCUAGUAUUUGGAGAAGUGAACAAUGAUUCCUCCUGGAGACUGUCUGUAUGCUGGAAGGAAAAGGAGAAAACCUGUGCAGAAACAGAAACCAGAGAAAGCAGGUCAGAAAUCGAAUCCGUCCAAGCGUCAUCGCGACCGUCUGAAUGCUGAACUGGACCGGUUGGCGAGUCUGCUGCCCUUCAGUGCAGAUGUCAUCUCCAAACUGGACAAACUCUCAGUGCUGAGGCUCAGCGUCAGCUUCCUGCGGGUGAAGAGCUUCUUUCAAGUGGUCCAAGAGAAAGAAAACCACAGCAGUGAUGCCUUGACAUCGGCUCACAAGAAAGAAAUCCUGCCCCAUGUCAUAGAGAGUGAUCUUCUCCUAAAGUCUCUUCCUGGAUUUGCGCUGAUUGUGAGCUCAGAUGGUGUUAUUUUCUAUGCAUCAUCCACCAUCGUUGACUACCUGGGGUUUCAUCAGACGGACGUGAUGCAUCAAAAGAUCUUUGAUUAUAUCCAUGUGGAGGAGCGACAGGAGUUUCACAGGCAGCUCCACUGGGCGAUGAACCCUGGCCAACAAGACACUGAUGAGGAUGUUGUGAUGGGCCAUCUGUAUAUUUCUGAAGUGCUUGACGGCGUUCCUCCUGAACUGUCUCCAUUUCUCACACGGUGCUUCGUCGCUCGAGUCCGCUGCCUGCUGGACAGCACCUCAGGCUUCCUGAACAUGCAGUUUCAGGGCAGUCUGAAGUUCCUUCAGGGUCAGCGGAGGAAGACGGACUCUGGAGCUCUGCUGCCACCGCGGCUCGCUCUCUUCUGUGUGGCUGUUCCUCUAGUCCUGCCCUCCGUCAUGGAGCUCAAGAUGAAGAGUAUGAUGAUGAAGAGCAAACACAAAAGUGAUAAAAGACAACGAGUUUCCCAUGGCUCAUUUGACAGUGAAGACAUGCUACAUCUUAACUGGACGAGCUCUUCUGGUCAUGACUGUUCCUGUUCAUCCCUGACCAACAGGAAAUACAGAGGAGAGGACUGCAAAACCCAGGACAAGCCACUCAACUUCUGUGUUUCUAGACUGCAAGCUGUUGAUCCUUCCUGGGAUGCCCGCUGUCCUGCUACCUUACGCAGGCCCAAUGAAAACUACCUGCCCGUAAGCGUCUAUAAGAAUAGCCAUUCUGGCACACCACAAAUCAGAUGCAACACAGAAUUGCAGAAGCUUGAGAGAUAUUGUGUCAACAGGAAGGCUGAGAGAAGGUACAUGCAGACUGAAUGUUUUAACAUGAUUCCCGAAGUGGCCAUUAAGACA
Messenger RNA from Carassius auratus (goldfish), 1555 nucleotides. RefSeq names its product aryl hydrocarbon receptor repressor-like. Lineage: Eukaryota; Metazoa; Chordata; Actinopteri; Cypriniformes; Cyprinidae. Gene Ontology annotation, biological process: regulation of transcription by RNA polymerase II; xenobiotic metabolic process; response to xenobiotic stimulus. The record is from RefSeq and is a predicted model, not a curated record. Gene Ontology annotation, cellular component: nucleus; aryl hydrocarbon receptor complex. Gene Ontology annotation, molecular function: protein dimerization activity; transcription cis-regulatory region binding; nuclear receptor activity.